AUGGGGAACGCUGCGCCGCGCUGCCAACCGGACGCCGCCGGGCGAGUGAUCCUCUCCGACGGCCGCGUGGUCACCUACGACGAGCCGCUCACCGCGGCGGAGCUCAUGCUGGAGCACCCGCAGCACGUGGUGGUGGAAUUCAAGCCGAUUGCGAGCGGGAAAAAGGCGUCGCCGCUUCCGGCGGAUCAGAAGCUGGAGAUCAGGAAGACGUACCUGAUGCUCCGGAUCAGGAAGGGAAAGCCGAUCCAGCUGUCGUCGGAGGAAGCGAGGAGAUUGAUCCUCGGAAACAACGUCGGGAUCAAAUCGAGCGCGCUGCUUUCGUGCACUGGUCUCGUGCCGCUGUUCGCGCGGAUUUUGCCGGCGAUCGGAGGGAGGAGGAGGCUCCGGGGAAGUUCGGAUGAGAGGAAAGAGGUGGAAGAGGAGGAGAGACUGGAUUGCUUUGCGGAGAUAUUGGAGGGAAGGCCGGAGUUUCUGAGCAGGCAGAUUUCGGGGAAGGGAUGGAAGCCGAGUUUGGAUCCGAUUAGGGAGAAUGCGGUUAAACCCAAAGUUGUGAAUUGGGUCAUUCUCUGA
Molecule: messenger RNA, 570 nt
Organism: Salvia hispanica
Lineage: Eukaryota; Viridiplantae; Streptophyta; Magnoliopsida; Lamiales; Lamiaceae
Source: RefSeq, a predicted model, not a curated record